CGACACAACAAGCACCGCGCGCCUACCUGCGGCCCGCGGGCCCUUUUGUUAGGAUCAGAGGGGUCUCCCCGCUCCGCACCUCAAUACAACAACACCAGUCGUCUCACGUUUCUCGUUACGUAUAGACGUUCGCGCCGGUUUAGUCGCGUUCGCGCGUAAGUUAUUACGAUUACGAUGAAACUUUUAGUUAGUUAGAUAGUAAACAUCAAAAUGAAGUGCAUUAACCUUUUUAUUUUAUUGGUGACGCUCGUUAUCGGAGCCAGCUCGGAAGCUUCAGUGAGGACAUGUGAACCUAUCAAAGUUGCGAUGUGCAAGAACAUCGGUUACAACCAGACCGGCAUGCCGAACCUGGCUCGGCACACGCUGCAAGUGGAAGCCGACGUUACGCUCCAGACCUACAGCCCCCUGGUGCAGUACGGCUGCUCCUCACAGCUUCAUCUGUUCCUCUGUUCCGUUUACGUUCCAAUGUGUACCGAUAAGGUCGCGUUGCCAAUCGGACCAUGUAGGGGGCUCUGUGAGAGCGUUUACGCAAGAUGUUAUCCCGUUCUAAGAGGGUUUGGAUUUCCUUGGCCGUCGGAGCUCGAUUGUUCGUUGUUCCCGGCGGAAAACAACCACGAACAUAUGUGCAUGGAGGGCCCGGGGGAGCGGGUGCCGCCGGCGGGUCCAAUACCUCUGGAUACCGCGGCGACGAGCGGGCGCGGCGCGUGUCGGCGGCUGGUGAAGCCGAGCAGCUGGGUGUGGGUGCGCGGGUCAGCGCGGUGCGCACAGUUCUGCGACGCGGAGGUGCUGUGGGAGGCGGGAGAGCGGCGCGCGGCGGAGGUAUGGCUGGCAACGUGGGCCGCGCUCAGCUUCGCGUGCACGUUGGCGGCGGUGGGCGCGCAGCUGGCGUGCGGCGCGGCCAGCAGGGCGGGCGGCGCGGGCGAGCGCGCGCUGGUGCUGGUGGCGCUGUGCCGAUGCGCGGCCGCGGCAGGCUGGGGAGUGCGCGCGGCGGCCGGCCGGUCCGCCGCGGGCUGCGCCAAGGACUCCAUGUCUCCCACCCGCAUGCUACUGGCUCAUGAUGGACUGGCGAAUCCAAAUUGCGCUGUCGUAUUCCUGCUCCUGUAUUAUUUUGGAUUGGCUGCAUCUGUUUGGUGGGUUGUGGUUGCGGGUGCGUGGCGUGCGAGCGUGCUGCGACCCCCUGCUCCGGGCGCGCCGGGUGCGGGGGGUACGGGCGCACGCGGAGAUCGGCACUCUUCGCUGCUGCAGCUAGCCGCGUGGGGGGUGCCCGCUGCACUGGCAGCAGCGGUACUCGUCACUAGAGAUGUCGACGCGGAUGAACUCACUGGUACAUGCUUCGUGGGAAACCAAUCGAGCAAAUCAUUGCUGGCGCUGGUGAUCAUACCCGAAGCCAUCUGUUUGCUGCUUGGAUGCCUGUUCCUUGCUUCGGGCCUGCGCACCGUCCUCCGACGGCCGGCGCCCAUACCAGCACCCGCAGCGCUUCUCAACGCUCCUCCACAGCCACAUACAGACCAAAGUCUACUGAGACUUGGCGCUUUUGCAGCGCUUUAUGCUGUACCCUCUACAUGUAUACUAGCCACUUGGAUAUACGAGUACACUUGGCGUGAUGAUUGGCUUGCCGCUCCUGAACCUUCACUUGAACCAUCGACGCAGCCGCGGCCGGCAUUCUGGGUGUUUCUGUUCAGAAUAUUUGCAACACAAAUUCUCGGCGUCAUGGUCGCAGUUUGGAUAGCGACGCCACGCUUAAAAGCGCUUUGGAGAAGAAUUUCAGGUCCAACGAAGCCUACGCUUGCUAAAUGUCCAGCGGGGCCAACGCCUACUCCGUUGACAUUGCAAUGUUACAGUACACAUUCGCAUUCUCUACCAAGACAUACGCACAAGUAUGCAACUUACAGACCUCCUCAACACCAAUCAUAUAGGAAACCAAGGCAUUAUCAUUAUUCGGCGGGUGAAACAAUACUAUGACUGACGGGCUAAUCAAUUUACCCUAUUUAAUUCAGUAGCUGUCAAAACGCAUCCGGUGACGUUUAUUGUAAUCUGUAUUUACAUUGACAUAUGGAUAAACAAGUGCCAUUGAAAUUAAGUCUGUUAAUUACUGUUAAUAUUUGCAUCAGUUGAUUUUUAAAGAUGCGUAAUUAAAAUGUUGAUAUGAUUAUGUACAUAAGUAAAUCGUUUUUAUUGAUGCGAUUAUAAAUUGUAUAUAAAAUUUAAAUUAUGUUAAGUUAUAAGAACAUCUGAAUAACAACAAAAAAUCAAUCUAUGCAUUUUUUUUAAUAAAUUAUGCAAACGUAUUGUCAUAGUUAAGAAUGUAUAAGUUUGUUUUGGUAAGUUUUGUAAAAAACAAUAUGUUGGUUCUCAUAAGAGCCGUGAAGUUGUAAAUAGGAACAAAUGUUGUAAUUUUUAGUAUAUAGUUAUUUAAUUUUUCUAACUUACGUAUAAUUUAUUCAUUUCGUCACGUAAAUGAAUAUUAUUAAAGUAACAUUCACAUGUUUGGGAUAAACAAACAGAGUAUAUAAAUGUAAUGUGUAUAGCCUUAAAUCAAAAGACUUUGUUUUAUUUUACCAUUUUGUUCUUUAUUCGAAAGUUUCUUAAUGCUAGACUAAAUAGAGAAAAGAGAAACUUAAUAACAAGAAAGUAUAAGAUGUAAUAAAAGCCACGCAAAAUCCCACCUCCGUUUUGCCAAAAUAGUGACUAAAGUAACUAGUAAAAUAUGAUGUAAAUAUUAAUUUUAAGUCGGCAAUUUUGUAAAUAAUGUGUAACAAUAAAAAAAAAUGAUUUUAAA
Messenger RNA from Papilio polytes (common Mormon), 2779 nucleotides. It is a transcript of the gene fz4, whose product is annotated as frizzled-4-like. The coding region runs from base 211 to 1962 and encodes 583 amino acids. Lineage: Eukaryota; Metazoa; Arthropoda; Insecta; Lepidoptera; Papilionidae. The transcript has 3 exons. Gene Ontology annotation, biological process: canonical Wnt signaling pathway; non-canonical Wnt signaling pathway. Gene Ontology annotation, cellular component: plasma membrane. The record is from RefSeq and is a predicted model, not a curated record. Gene Ontology annotation, molecular function: Wnt-protein binding; Wnt receptor activity.